Messenger RNA from Panonychus citri (citrus red mite), 1015 nucleotides. RefSeq names its product FUN14 domain-containing protein 1-like. The transcript is spliced from 2 exons. Gene Ontology annotation, biological process: autophagy of mitochondrion. Gene Ontology annotation, cellular component: mitochondrial outer membrane. The record is from RefSeq and is a predicted model, not a curated record. NCBI's taxonomy places the organism in Eukaryota, Metazoa, Arthropoda, Arachnida, Trombidiformes, Tetranychidae. Bases 140 to 577 code for a protein of 145 amino acids.
UCGAAUUCCAUCCGGUUACCGAAUCCGCCAAGAGAAUUGCGGUUUUCGUACCCGAAUUUUACUUGAAAAUUAUUUCAUCAUUUGUUUUUUUUCAAUAAUCAAUUGAUUGAUUUUUAAUUCUUGACCAUUUCAAUCAAUCAUGGUUAAUAUAAUAGAGGAAAGUACUAUAGUUUAUGAAAAAGCCAAGGAUAUUUUACCCAAGAAAGACAAUGGAUUUAUCAAUAAAUUGUUACGAUCAAAAGAUGAUGAAUCCUCAUAUCAACAAUUAGGAAUCGGUGCUGCCAGUGGUUGGGUUACUGGUUUUACUUUCACCAAAUUUGGUAAAGUUGUUUGCUUCGGUGUGGGAAUAUCUCUUGUUGGUGCUUACCUUGGACAUCGUUCAGGUUACCUUAAGAUUGACAUGAAAAAAGUGGAAAAAGACGCAGCCAAUGUAAAGAAGGAGAUGGAAAAAAUGGCAAAGAAAGCAGAAAAAGAAUUACCUGGAAUUAUUGACAAAGCAGGAAAAUACGUCAAAGAUAAUGCACUUCUAGUGCUUGGCUUUUCAGCGGGUUAUCUUAUUGGAGUCGCUUCUGCUUGAAUGUCAACGAUAAAAUGCCAAUUCUAAUUCUAAUUUGACUCUUGAUCAUCUUCUAUUAAAUAUUUUGGCUUUGAUGUUUUCAUUCUUGGUCCAAAAUAAACCAAAUGUAAUUUUCAUUAAUUGUCUUGAUUGCACCGUGAUGAUCAUUUCUAAUUUUAUGCUCCAUCAAGUGUCAACUAAUCAAUUUUAUUUUCAUCUAAACAAUAUUUCAACUCUCUCAAUAAUUAUCAUGGUCAACAAUUUAAUAUUUAGCAAAAUAUUCCCAAUUUUCUGCCCAUCAACUUCACUUACCUGCAAUUAUUUUCAAUUCCAGUAAAGAAAUUAUCUCAACCUUUUAAAUUGAUUUAAUUUCUCAUAUUAAUUUAGUUAUUGUAUUGAUAUAAGAAUUUCUUGACGAUGUGGUUUAAUUUUUCUUCAAUAAACAUUUGAAAACAAUUA